Molecule: messenger RNA, 497 nt
Organism: Enterobius vermicularis (human pinworm)
Lineage: Eukaryota; Metazoa; Nematoda; Chromadorea; Rhabditida; Oxyuridae
Source: the annotation of a GenBank genome assembly
AUGGCGCAGAAGUCUUUCAUAGGUCUGCUUCCUAAUCUCUGUCGACAGACAUUAGUCCAGAAGGUUGUGCGAGUUAAUCACGCUGCAGAAUAUGUUACCUGUGAUAUAUACGCAGGACAGAUUUUGGCUUCAAAAGGGUCUACGGAGUGCUCAGUUUUUGAACAGUUUCAGAAGCAAAAGAAAGAAAAUCUUAGAAAAAUGGAACGUUUUUGUGCGAAACACGAAGUUACCCCGUCGUUGUUAGUCCCCUUAUAUCACUGUGUUGCAUAUAGUUUGGGUUUUAUAACUGGUCGUUUGGGGACGUCGACGGCAAUGGGCUUAUCAGCGGUUCUUGAGGAAGUCGCUGCUCAAAAUCACAACGAACAGAUUAAGGACCUCAUUGAAGACGAUCCCGAAACCGACACCGCAUUGCUGCAGGUAAAAAGUGUCAAAAUUAGUCAAUAUUCCUAUCUUGUAAAGAAUAUAUUUCCUUCUUAUGUUCUCCAUGACUACUAACU